AUCAUUUAAUUCAUUUGAUCACCACACAACUCUAGUUUUUUUGAGAAUUAACAUGGAGAAGCCGGGAAAUGUAAUUCCGAUAGGUUCACCGGCUGUUGAACCGGCAUAUGCUCCGUUGAUGGGGACUCCAUCUCAUGAUCACGGCCAAUGGUCUAAUGGUCUUCUUGACUGCACCUCAGAUAUCGAACUAUGUUGUCAAACAAGUUGGUGUCCAUGCAUUACCUUCGGGCAAAAUGCAGAGAUAAUUGAUAGAGGAUUAUCAUCGUGUGGGGUGAGCGGAGCUCUAUAUGGCAUAGUUGGAUUUCUAUCGGGUUUACAUUUUGUUUACGCAUGCGCCUAUAGAACCAAGCUCAAACGACAAUAUGGAAUAUCAGCAAGUCCUAUUCAAGAUUUGUGCACCCAUAUUUGGUGCCACCCUUGUGCCCUAUGUCAGGAGCAUCGUGAGCUUCAACACCGUGGUUAUGAUGUUCCUCUCGGAUGGUAUGGUAAUUUGGAGAAGCGAAACGGGGGCACGGGUAUGGAUAAUCCCCCUGUGGUGCCGGGUGGUAUGACCCGUUAGAUCAAAGAUGCAUAUGCUUUUAUAGUUCAUUUUCUAGCUUUGAUUGGCUAUUUUGUAUGUUGUGUUUUUAUGUAAUUCUAUUUAUGAACUAAAUUAUACCUUCAUUAAGUCCCAAUGUUUAAGAUCGUUUCCUUAUUAACAACUUAAUUCUUUCCAAAAAAAAAAAAAACAACUUACUAAGAAAAAAAGAUUUAUUAGCUAAUUAAUGCAAAAAAGUGUAUUGUACUUUAAAAUAUUUAUAUUGUUAUUAUGGAGUGUUUGUGGUAUGUGAAUUUACAAUUGUGUUU
This is a messenger RNA of Chenopodium quinoa (quinoa), 846 nucleotides long. RefSeq names its product protein PLANT CADMIUM RESISTANCE 2-like. The record is from RefSeq and is a predicted model, not a curated record. Bases 53 to 559 code for a protein of 168 amino acids. Lineage: Eukaryota; Viridiplantae; Streptophyta; Magnoliopsida; Caryophyllales; Amaranthaceae. The transcript is spliced from 4 exons.